UAGCAAAACGGGCAGAAAUUCACCAAUGUUGUUAUUGUUUUUUAUAUAGCUCAUAAAACACCGGUUGCUCUAGUCGUAAUCGCAAGCCCACAAGAAACAGUAAUCCUUUGAAUGCGAAUGGAACAAUCAAUGGGUCGCAUACUCACCGUAGAAAGUUAUAUCGUGUUUCGCAAGAAAGUAGAAGCAACUGGCAGAGACUUUGAUCCCCGUGGGGAUUCAUCCGGACCGUGAAUUGACCAGUUUUAUCUGCUGCUAUCUAUAGUUUUAUCGUCAUCGCUACACAGCGGGAACGGAAACCGUUGUAAUCCGUGCUGGCAACAUAAUUUCCCGACGAUGUUACGCAAGCGACAUCGCGUAUAUGGAGUGUUGGUAGUGCCAACAGACGACCCCAUCGCCCGCAAACUUCUAAAUCAUGGUCGGGGAUCGACAUUAUAGAUAAAUCUAACCUCCCGUUAUCUUAUCGUAAAGCCGCUGGGCGUGCUGUAUUUAUUUCGGCAUCUAGCUCCCCACGUCCUUUUAUCCGAGCCCGAAAUGCCGAAAGGCUAAAAAAUUACCGCUAGCAAAUAGCACCGGCCCAGUAUGGUAUGGACUGCAGCCGACAGUGUUUGCUACCCGCGUGGAAAUGGAUACGGUGUUCGGUGCUCGUGCUUUAAAUGGGUCAGCGGUGGAGCAAAAGUGGAACUCACUGCUAGACGUAAUCGGUACGAAUAAUUCGGUGACGAUCCCGAUUUUCUCUAUACAUGGGGGUUAACGGUAUACGUGCAUUCAUUUUUCUGGCUCGUGGGUGGAUUGUUUGUGCUGAUGGAUAUCACAAACAGGCCAGCGUUUUUACGUAGAUACAAAACGCAACCCGGGAAAAAUGAACCCAUCGAUUGGAACGAUCUGCGCCGGGUGAUGAAGACGAUCUUGUUCAAUCAAACUGUCAUUGGUAUUCCGUUAACGUUUGCUGGCUAUCAUGGAACAAUCCGUGGUACCGUGCCAAACGUACGCACGCUACCCUCCGUGGGUGUGAUCUUGCGCGAUCUGGUGGUGUGUGUCAUCUUUGCUGAGAUUGGGUUUUACUACGUGCAUCGGUUCCUACACAUUAAGCCACUGUACAAGUUGGUUCACAAAAAGCACCACGAGUUUACGGCCCCGUUCGCUUGGACUGCUAUGUACUGCCAUCCGAUCGAGCACAUCAUCAGUAACAUGAUUCCGCCAAUGAUCGGCAUACAGCUUAUGAAGGCGCACAUCUUCACCACUGCCAUCUGGUUCCCGUUGGUUAUCUUCAACACGAUCAGGGAUCAUUGCGGAUACCAUUUGCCGUUCUUUCCCAGCUCCGAGUACCAUGAUUAUCACCACGCUAAAUUUACCGAGUGCUUCGGGACGUUCGGGUAUCUUGAUUGGUUACACGGGACGGAUACAAAAUUUCGCAAGUCAAAGCAACACCAGCGUCAUCGUACGCUUUGGGGUAUUAAAUCGGCUCGCGAAUUGUAUCCGGAUAGUUAAUUGAGCCACGUGUUUGCUAUAUGUUAGCGGAAAACCCAUGCUUCGUACCAAAAAACCAUCCACCGUGCUUUCAUCUGUCUCUGGUUGUUUCAUCUAGUGAUAAAAACAUGUAUUCAAUAAAUCCGUCUGUAAGCAAAUGUUGUUUAAAUGUUUCAU
Molecule: messenger RNA, 1644 nt
Organism: Anopheles funestus (African malaria mosquito)
Lineage: Eukaryota; Metazoa; Arthropoda; Insecta; Diptera; Culicidae
Product: fatty acid hydroxylase domain-containing protein 2-like
Exons: 3
Coding region: 802-1488 (228 amino acids)
Biological process (GO): sterol biosynthetic process
Molecular function (GO): C-4 methylsterol oxidase activity; iron ion binding
Source: RefSeq, a predicted model, not a curated record